UAGUAAUGCUCAGUCUUAUAACACAAGGUCAGUUGUCGUGGCAGGUGCAAGACAGAGAUUGAAAAUGUUGGGUUUUAAGAAUCAAACAGUCCAAGUGGACGGAAUCUUUUUAUUUAUUUGUUUAUUUAUUCAUUCAUUCAUUGUUUUUAGGCACACUUCUGUGCUACUGAAAGGCAGGGACUCUCCAUGAAAUAUUUUAGUACAUCGAUGGGCACGACACCAGUUCUCUCACACUUUUUGGUUUUGGGAAUGUUGCUGUAACUCAGCAGCAGAUGGCGCUAAAACUCACAUCCUUAGCCUGCCUGCUUUACCCUCACAACCUUUUCUUUACACUGCAUUAGCCUACUAUGAAACAGAGCUUUAUGCUUGGUAACACAUUCAUAAGUGUUUUGGAUUCUCUUUAUUAUGUUAUUUUAUGCACAUAUCACAGUCAGUUUCAUGUGUACUACUUUGGAACCAAGUUGCAUAUCUGGUUAAAAUGUAGGAUAAAGAUGGAGAACAGGAUAUAAAACUCAAAUUAGGGUUUAUGUGAGAAAUUGGGAAUCGUUAAACAGCUGGGCUUGUAACUCUUGUAAGUCUGUAGGUUCUGAUCUGAGGGGCAGCACUACCAUUCUGCCCUAGAGCAAGAUUGUAGCCUGCUUUUCUGCAUAUAUACAGCCACAUAAACGGGUGCAUGAAAUAAAAAAAUGCAUUCUGUGUAAGUCACUCUGGAAACGGGCUUCUGAUCGCCACGUAAAUAAUGUCACGUAAUGUGAGCGGGACUUCUUCACAUUCUCCUGUUCUUGAGCGGGAGCACCGCCCCUCCCCCCGCGGCGAGGGGGACGCGCAUACCCGGGUUCCCGUGUGGCGUGACUGCGCUGACGGCGCCAGCGUCGCUGGGCUCUAAUCCCGCCGCGUACCUGGCAGAUCGCUGCAGCGCCGCCGGCUCACGUCGCUGCUGCGCUCUGCGUUCGGGGAUCCGGGAUCGCGCUAAUCCUGGCCCGCGGGGCCUCCCCUCUGGGGAAGUAGGGCACGGGAGGUCAGACGCAAUAAAUUACUCUCAUUUUAUAAAUAUGAAAUCAAUGCACUGCCUCUGUGCUGCUUGAGCAUUACUCCAAUGCCUCUGUGCCUACUGUUUAAUAAUAGGAAUUGCCUGGCAGAUAUCACGGCUUGGGUAUGUUCAUAAAAUGGAAUUAUUUUAUUUUUGGGAAGUAUUCUAUGUCCAGGUCUACAAUUUCAAAAUGUCUGCACAUGCGUCACUAGUGACAGAAUAACAAUAUUUUAAGGCAUCUACUUUGCUGAUAGAUAUGUACAACACUUUUCUUUGUCAUUGUUUUAUAGUGUGUUCCUCAGGCUCCUGUCUGUGCAGGCUUGGCCUGUGGACUGUGCUGUGGAAAGAAGCAGCUGGUGACAUCACGUGCUUCAGAAAAGCGUGAGCUUGUCUGCACUCUCCUGCAUUGAAUGCAUGCAUGCCUGGAGUAUGAGCAUAUAAAAUAUACAGCUUUGCAUUCGACACUGAAGAGAAAAUGGGGAGAAAAACAUAAAAAAUCUAUCUAUCAGUCAAUUUAUUAAUCAAUCUAUCAAUAUUAAGUUUCGACAAACAAUAUGCACAGUGACAUGCAAAUAUUACAUUUUCUUAUUGUUAAAUGAGCAUAGCCAGCCUGCUUAGAAAUUAUGUGAUGACAAAUUGGCAGAAACUAAGUUGGCUGAGAAAAAUAUUUAAAUAAAGGGGUUUGCAAUCUGAAUAGCAAUGAGGACUAACAUAACACUUCUGAUUUACCUCUACAAGGGACUAAACAAAUAAAGUAAAAAGGUUGUAGCCCAAGAUUAAAGCUAUGCAGGACUCAAUAUUUCACUCUAACUCAUUUUAGAGGAAAUCUCUGGGAAACCCCAUCAAGCCAACAAGAUGUUCCAUUGGUUGGAAUGAUGGAGAAAGGGUCAGACUCUCUAAGCCUGGGUUCUCAUUGGACAACUGUGCAGAUUUCCACAGAGCAGUGCCCUGAUUGGAUGAAAGGUAGCACACAUACUGUGACACCAAGGCUCAGGUCCAUAAACAUCUGGUGGUCUCCUCCUUGAGCCCUGGGAGGCUUGUACGAUUGAGACCAAAUAUGCUGCCUUCCUGAGAUUAAAAAAUCAUAUGGAGGUGUAGGAAAAUUAUGUGAAAUAUGUUUAAUAAUCCUCACCUUGCUGACAUAAAUCGAGGUUCCAACUGAGAAACUACAUCAAAUGUAUAAUCUCUUUACUGAGGGUUAAACUGUACUCUUAUUUUGAUUUUCUAAAAGAAUUUCAGAAUCAAGUCUUCUGACUUUUCUUUUUUUUCUGUGGUAACCCUCUAACAAAUGAAAACAGUUGCUUACUUAGCCAGAAAUUCUGACUAUUGUUUAUGUUCAAUUACUGUGACAUUUCUCCCACUUAAGUCCUGAAAUAUUGCAUGCCUUUUGAUGGAACACUGGUGUAGAAGAAUGUGCAGCCUAUUGAUGUGUCAAAAGAAUGCGCUGCCAAUUAGCAUGACCUAUUAAUGCAGAGAGUCCAAUGGGACAAUGCAGGCAAAUACCUUUAUCCUGCCAGUCAUGCUCUCUUCAAAGUUUAUCAUGGGAAAGUAACAUAUUUUCUCUUUUUAGAAUUUAUUGACAUGGCAACUCCAAUUAAGAGCAUUGGGCUUGCUUGCUUUGAAGAUACACAUCAAAGGCAUGCCAAAUUUUUUUUGACAGCCGAAAUAUCUGUGCGCAUUUUAACUAGACACACAGAAAUUGCAUUGUGUUAUUAAAAUAAUUGACAUGUAAUUAUUUUCUUAUAGUUUAGGACUAAUCAAUUGUGUGUGCACCUUUCAAGCAUGUUCAAAAAUAAUGGCAACAGACCUAGUUAUUCUACUACUACUCUACUACUACUACUACCACUACCUAUACUACCACCAGCAAUUUAGUGGUGAUGCAAAUUUUAAAAGAAACAUUUGGAUAGAAACCACUAAUUAAAUUUUAAGUUUAACAGCAAGAAAUGAAUGCUAAUCUAAGAUAUAAUUGAUUUCAGAAUGUGGACUGCUUUGUCAAACUGCUGAAGCAUUUAUCCAUAAAGGUUUUAUAAUGAUUGUCUGGAGGCCUAUACUUUAGGUGUCUCAGAUGACUUUGGACUCUUGACAACAAAAGGGCGAGUGUAUUGUGAACUAAUGAAUGUGUCUCCCUGUCUCUGUCUGUCCGAAUCUGUGCGGCUCGUUUCAUGCGCCAGACAUGUGUGUGUGCGCGCGCGCGUGUGGCUUUUCCCACCCCGGUCCCGGAUUUGCUGGUCAGUGACAUGCCUCUCUCCGCCUGGCGCUUUAUAGCUCCAGUCGUCAGGAAUUCUGAUCAAGUGGUACGGACAUCGCCGACAGAGAGUGCAAACACGUAUCGUCCCCUUUAAACACAGUCUUAUGACUGAACAGACCGCAAUCAGCCAGAAGUUGGGGACAGCAUACGGUGCAACUACUUGGCCAAGGAGGAUACUAUAGCAAGCAAGCGCUCCGUGACGGACCAGACAGCGACCAAGAGCGAACUGAGCUGCCCUCUCACUACUUCGGUGGGUGAGAUAACCCGCUAUUUCAAUUGUGAGCCCCAGUUCUGCGGUCACUGCUACACCCGUCCAUUCUCCCAGGCAGUUCUGCCCCCGGUCCCCCAUGCUGUCAUGUGUCGCUUGUUGAUGACCUCACUCUUCCUCUGCCUCUGGUUGGUGGAGAAUGGGCAGGGGAGUCUGGGGGAAACUCUGGAGGAGCUGCACACAGAGUUCGCUGUCGGCCUCUUCCAAACCCUCACAGAGACCGACAACAACUCCAACCUGAUCGUAUCUCCAGCCAGCGUAUCCAUGUCACUGGGGCUGCUGCAGUUUGGGGCACGGGGCAAUACCCUGUCCCAGCUGGAGGGGGCACUGAGGUACAACUCCAAUGAGAUGCGGAUGCAAGACUUCCUGCAGCAGGUCCAGGGGGACUCCAGGAACUCUACUCAGGCUUUGAGGGUGCAGCUGGCCUGCGCCCUCUUUGUUCAGAGUGGCAUGCAGCUCUCCCAGGAGUUUACCCAGCAUGCAUCAGCCUGGGCCAACAGCAGUGUGGUGCACACCAACUUCAGCCAGCCCAACCACACUCGAGGACAGGUGGAACAGUGGGUCCGCAGCCGUGGUAACGGCGACGCCCACGCGCUCCUGGCCGGGGAGGAGCUGGCGGGAUUGGUGGAGGCGCAGGGUGGCCCCUCCCUGUGGGGUCAGACGCAGAUGGCUCUAGUCAGCAGUGUGGCUUUCAGGGGAACCUGGCAGAGGCAGUUCCUUUUCGCCGAGACUCGAACCCUUCCGUUCACCCUCUCCGACGGCACCACCAUCAAAGUGCCCAUGAUGUACCAGGCCUCAGAGGUCAAAUUUGGUCAGUUCCGCACGCUCACAGAUCACAGGUACACAGUGGUGGAGCUGUCCUACCUGGGCGACUCCCUCAGCCUGAUGGUGGCGCUGCCGAGCGAGCGAAAGGUGCCCCUGGCUCACCUGGAGACACAGCUCACCCCCCGCGCCAUGGCGCUCUGGGCCGGCGGCCUGCGCAGGACCAAGAUGGACGUCUUUCUGCCUCGGUUCAAGAUCCAGAACAGAUUCAACCUGAAGUCCAUGUUGCUCUCUCUGGGCAUCUCUGACAUGUUUGAUCCCAUGGCUGCAGACUUUGGUGGAAUCUCAGCAGAAGAUGGCCUGUAUGUGUCUGAAGCCAUUCACGAAGCCAAAAUAGAGGUGACUGAAGAGGGAACCAAGGCAGCAGCCGCUACAGCGAUGGUGUUACUGAAAAGGUCACGCGCUCCUGUGUUCAAGGCAGACCGGCCAUUCCUCUUCCUCCUGCGAGAGGCCAGCACAGGUUCAGUGCUAUUCAUGGGGCGAGUGAUGAACCCAGCGGUGCUAGUAUGAGCCUGGUGAUCCUCCCCACCCCCCGUCACCCCAAGCCCCAUCCCAGCACCUUCCCCCCCCCCAACAGGGAGCUGCCCGCUGAUGAUAUUUAUUGGGGGCGGUCUGGAGACUCUGCAGCUCCUGCUUCAACAAGAGGGACAAUAUUAUUGUACAUAUCUGUAAAUAAAAUUUGAAUACAUUCUUUUUCA
Anguilla anguilla (European eel) is the source of this 5066-nucleotide messenger RNA. It is a transcript of the gene serpine3, whose product is annotated as serpin peptidase inhibitor, clade E (nexin, plasminogen activator inhibitor type 1), member 3. The transcript is spliced from 9 exons. The coding region runs from base 3634 to 4878 and encodes 414 amino acids. Gene Ontology annotation, molecular function: serine-type endopeptidase inhibitor activity. Lineage: Eukaryota; Metazoa; Chordata; Actinopteri; Anguilliformes; Anguillidae. The record is from RefSeq and is a predicted model, not a curated record. Gene Ontology annotation, biological process: negative regulation of endopeptidase activity.